AUGUCCUUGUCGCGAUCACCCUCUCCCCACCCGGGCGGAGGGUGGUCCAGCCCUGGCCUCACGCCUGGCAGCGGCUCCUCGACACCCGCGCAUGGGUAUGCGCCCAAUACCCUUGCUCCAAACAGCGCCGCCUGGGCAGCAGCGAAAGCGAAGAGUGACGGAGUGCGCGGAUACCCUUCCUUUUCGACGCGCAACAGCGGAUUCUUCUCCCGACAGAAGCACAAGAUCACUGGGCGAUUGCCGAGUUUCCACGGCCACCAAUCGCUGCAUGGAUACGUGGAUAAGGAUCUCUAUGGGCGCGAACGAUGGCGCCCGUUGGCUGGGGGUGCGCGUGGGGCGCUGGUUAUCUUACUACGACGCAGUCGGGUACGGUUGGUUCUUGGCUUGCUGCUAGCUGGCCUUGCAUACUUCCUUUUCUUGGGCCCUUUGGUUCACCUCUACAGACGGUCACCUCUCAGUGGAGCCCAUAAAUUCGUUAUCAUUCUCGGUUCAAAUGUCGAGGGUGGCGUUAUGGAACUUAAGGGCGCGCGGGAGUGGGCGAUUGAGCGCAACAGUAUCGCGAAUAAAGAACAGUACGUCGGUCGUUGGGGUUAUAAACUGGAAGUCGCCAACAUGCUCGCCCAGAAGCGAUACUCUCAUGAGUGGCGCGAGAGCUGGGAGAAAGGCGAUGUGAUCCGUGAGGCUAUGCGCAAAUAUCCCAAGGCGGAGUGGUUCUGGUGGCUGGAUCUAAACACCUGGAUCAUGCAGCAGGAUACCUCCCUCCAGGGUCAUAUCUUUAGCCAGCUGAACGACCUCGUUUACCGCGAUAUCAACACGUACAACCCGCUCAACGUCACCCAUCCUCUGCCCGACUUUUAUCUGGAUGAGGUGGGCCGUGCACUUGAGGGCGAUGGCAAGACGGGCUCACUUAACAUGCUUUUGACGCAGGACUGCGCUGGAUUCAAUCUGGGGUCUUUCUUCUUGCGCCGCUCUCUCUGGACAGAACGUCUCCUUGACGCUUUGUGGGACCCUGUCAUGUACGAGCAGAUGCAUAUGGCCUGGGAACAUAACGAACAGAGCGCUUUGGAAUGGAUCUAUCAAAGUCAACCCUGGGUACGCAGCAGCAUCGGCUUCCUUCCGCAGAGAACCAUCAACUCUUUUCCUCUAGGAGCCUGCGGCGAUGAGAACAAUCAAGACGUCCAUUACCAAGAAGAGGAUAAUGAUUUCGUUGUCAAUAUGGCCGGCUGCGCAUUCGGUCGUGACUGCUGGGCCGAAGUCGUCUACUAUCGCGCCAUCGCGAGGAGACUUAACCGCACUUUCUGGGAAAAGCUCACGGGUGGACUUUCUGCCAUAUACGAAAUGGUGUUCGGGAACAGUCCACAAUCAGAUACAUGA
Messenger RNA from Penicillium argentinense, 1374 nucleotides. Its product is annotated as putative alpha-1,6-mannosyltransferase subunit. The record is from RefSeq and is a predicted model, not a curated record. Gene Ontology annotation, molecular function: glycosyltransferase activity. Bases 1 to 1374 code for a protein of 457 amino acids. NCBI's taxonomy places the organism in Eukaryota, Fungi, Ascomycota, Eurotiomycetes, Eurotiales, Aspergillaceae. Gene Ontology annotation, biological process: protein N-linked glycosylation. The transcript has 2 exons. Gene Ontology annotation, cellular component: Golgi membrane.